Messenger RNA from Brettanomyces bruxellensis, 837 nucleotides. RefSeq lists its product as uncharacterized. The transcript has a single exon. Bases 1 to 837 code for a protein of 278 amino acids. Lineage: Eukaryota; Fungi; Ascomycota; Pichiomycetes; Pichiales; Pichiaceae. Gene Ontology annotation, cellular component: cytoplasm. The record is from RefSeq and is a predicted model, not a curated record. Gene Ontology annotation, molecular function: phosphoadenylyl-sulfate reductase (thioredoxin) activity.
AUGACAGAAAUACAGCAAGAAAAAAAGGCAAGGAGAGAGCAGUUGAACAUCACCAAGGUGCAACUAGAUCAAUGGAAUAAAGCUCUAGGGGACCUGAAGCCAGCAAAGAUUGUAGAAUGGGCAAUUCUGACCUUUCCGCAUCUUUUCCAAACGACUGCUUUUGGACUUAGUGGGUUGUGCAUUUUGGAUAUGAUAAGCAAGAUGGACUUACCAAAAAGCCUAAACAGCAACACGGGCAAGCUUCCCAUUGAGCUUGUCUUUAUAGAUACACUAUAUCAUUUUCCGCAGACGUUGGAUCUUGUUGAUCGUGUGAAAGAGAAGUAUCCAUCUUUUGCAUUACAUGUUUACAAGCCAGACGGAUGUUCGAGUGAAAAAGAGUUCCGUGAGAGGUACGGCGACGAAUUGUGGAAAAAAGACCAGUUGAAGUACGAUUUUUUGACCAAGGUCGAGCCACUUGAACGAGCAUACAACGAGUUGAACAUUAUGGCUGUGUUUACAGGCAGAAGACGGUCACAAGGAGCAGCAAGAUCAAGUCUGCCUGUUGUGGAUAUUGACGAGACUCUGGGUGUGAUCAAGAUCAAUCCCCUCGUUAACUGGAGCUUUGACGAUGUUCGGAGCUACAUCAAGUCAAACGGAGUGCCUAGAAACGAGCUUCUAGACUUGGGAUACAAAUCAGUUGGAGACUGGCACUCAACAGUUCCAGUUAAGGAUGGAGAAGAUGAAAGGAGCGGUAGAUGGAAGGGUCAAGUGAAGACAGAAUGCGGAAUUCACCAAACGUCGAAGUACAAGCAGUUUUUAGAGAAUGCAGCCAAGAAGGGGAAUGAGAAACGAGUCUGA